AUGGUUGUUGUAAUUGAAAUUGGAAAUAAAAGCACAUCGUCAUACCUUGCUCUAAACGCAAAAAAGGAGUUCAUAUUGCAAAAUACACCAGCCUAUUGGUCAGCGCAAAACAAUUUCUUGACUGGAAGAUUCUUCGCUAACCUUCGUUUAUUUUAUAUAGGAAUCGAUUCUACGACAGCAGUAAAAACAAAAGAUUCAUUCUAUAUUUUUAAUGUCAAACGAAAAGUCGCUAGUACUACUGGUAAAUAUUAUGAUACAAUAACUCGGACUGAUAAUAAUGGAGUAACUUUUCUUAUAAAACGAUUGGACGCAACAACUAUUGAUCUGAUUGAUGUUCAAGGAAAAACUGAUGAUGAUUUAUAUAAAGAUAUUGAAGAAUGCUCACAAGUUAGAAUUAGAACAUUAUCAUCUGAAUUACAUGCUUUUUCUUUUGAAAAUGUUAUACGUCAACACCAAUAUAGUUUAGAUGAGUAUUUAACAGCAAUCAAUUAUAUAGCAGGAACAAUAACACAAACAUGUCAGACUUAUCUUGAAUUAGUCUUUGGUAUUGAUACAAUCACACGAGCAUUUCAUAAAUCAUCGUCAAAUCAUCAAAUAUUAAAUGAUAUUUCAUCAUGCUUAACAGCUUAUUCACAAUGUACAACUGUUUACCAUCAAGAUUCAACCUUACAUGCAUAUGUACUUGAUUCAUGUAUUUUAAAAUUAACAAUACCUACAACAGAUCCUGUUCCAUUCAUUAGCGUUGCUGGUGAAAAUUUACCAAUUGUAUCUGUGACAGUUACCAUCAAUGCACCAAACACAUUGGCAGCUGAAUUAGUGUUUUCAUUAAUUCUAGUAUCUGAUUUAACUACAGACGAAACAAUGGAGUUAAAAUUAAAAUUAAAUGUUAAAAAUGAUCUUAUACAACCAGGUUAUACAAAUGUUCUAUUAAGUGAAUAUUUAAGAUUAGAAUGGCCCGAUUAUAUAAAAAAUGAAAAUUCAACAAAACUUUUUAAUGUGAUGAAUUUUUUAUUAGGUAGUGAUGUCGUAUUUCGACUAAUUUUUAUGAGAUGGCUAAUAUUUCUGAUAACAACAUUAAAUAUAUUUGAUUGUAACAUUGACUUACAUCAAUCAAUAGUUUAUUGUACAUCAUUACUAUCAAAUAAAACUCCUUAUGUUUCUCAAUGUAAAUUAAUUUUAUUAAAACCCUCCACACAAUUUACAUUCUGUAAUAUUGGUUUUGAAACAAAAACCAUUACAGUUUAUAUCGAAACUUCAACCAGAAUGAUCUUUCGAAUAACAGCUGUUGCAAUUGGAUUAAUUCCUGUUAUUAUUUCAUUCAACACAGAUUAUAGUAAUAAAUUAUUAAUCCAAAUUGAUACAUCAACAUCACAAUAUAUCGAUCAAAUACAAAUUAAAUCUCUUAUUUCACAAUUCAAUACACAACUCUCUGAUCAAUGGGAUACGUUAAAUGUAUCUUUGUUAAAUACUCUUUUCAAUACCGUAAAAAUACAAUCAGCCAGAUUUAUAGUGAAAAACGUUUCUGAACAAUGGAUAUUUGAAACAUUAGUUAUAAAAACUGAUUUAAAAGCACAACAACAAACAAUACUCACAAGUAUAUUACCAACAUUAUGGCCGAAAUUACAAAUUUCAUUCAAUGAUACAACAGCAAAUAUUAUUAUCCCAUUAGGUGAAUACUAUAUUCACAUGUCACACAAUAUCGGUUAUGAUAUACAAUCGACAAUGUUGAUAACAAAAAAUAUCGAUGAUAAGAAACUUACGAAAUAUACACCUGUUUAUAUUCGUUAUCAUCAAAUUCCAAUAGCAACAUUGAUGAAUGAUAGUCUUUAUACAAUUGAAAUAAAAGCUGUUAAUAAAGGUUACGUUAACUAUGAAAAAGAAAAAUAUUUUAAAUUUAUUAAUUCGAACGAACAAAUACAAGCAUCAUAUGCAAUGAUAACAACAGAUUUUAGUUUUGCUGAUGCAUUUACUCUAUUUAGUGUAACAGAAACAUUAAUACCACCGUAUCUCUGGUCUACAUUAAAUUCAUUAAAUAUUGAUUAUUUUUUAUUUGAAAUAGAAAAAUAUUUUCAUCUAUCAACACAAAAUUAUACACAUAACAUAAAUGAAUUUCAAUUUUCAAUUUAUGUUAAUAAACCAUUAACAAUUAUAUCGAAUAUUUUAGAAUUAAAAUCAUUUCAGUUAGAUGUAACAUAUCAACAGUCAGUUUUUAAUGCUCAUAUUGAAACGACAAUGGAUUUUCAUGAUGACACAAACAAUAAAAUUUAUAAAUGUUCAUUAGAAGCAAAUUUACCAACAAUUAAUACAUUGGGUAAAUUUAAAUUUGAUAAUACAAAUAAUUUAACAUUAAGUAUUGUAUUAAAACAAUUUUUAUCAAGUGAUAUUGUCAAUUCUAUUAGUACCAUACCACUAUUAGGUACGAUUAUCGAUCAUUGUAGUUUAGAACAAUUUGAUAUUGAUGUUAAAUAUCAAUCAGAUGAAGAUGGAGAACAGCCAGCCAACUGGGUUAUAUCUGCUGGUACAUUUAUUGUUACAGUAGCAAAUAAUAUUACAGCUGAGAUUGGUAAAAUCAGAUUAGAUAAUAUGAAAUUACUCAUAAAUUAUACAAAAGAUCAAUUACCAUUAGCUUGGGAAUUCGAAAUAGAAGCUACAGUUAAAUUUCCAGCAACAUCAUUAAACACUGUCACUGCUACACUAAAAUUAAACAAUCAAAAAGAUGAUGUAUUAAAUUAUUUAUUAAGCGGGUGUUUAGUUUCUUCGAGCGACAAAAUAAAAGUGAAUGAAACAUUGACAUUGUUCGUCCAAUCAAACGAAGGACAAUCUCUGGAUACAGACCCUGUUCUUCACAAUGUUAGUACAAUGUCAAUAGAUGAAAUUUCAUUUUGUGCUUUGAUACCAGUAACAAAUACUAAAGAAUGGAUAGUACAAAACUUUCCUUUACUAAUAAGUAAUCCAUUGACAAUCGAUACAUUCAAUUUCAAAAAAUUAUAUCUUAAUUAUGCACUAGAACCGAACACAACAACAAAUGAUCUUCACCCAUCGUCCAAAUUAUUACUGGGUGUUGUUAUGAAUCGAAUUCUACCAUCUGAAGAUGGAAGUCCAGUAUCAUUAUAUUCGAAUUCUGUUACAAUCGAAAUUAUAUGUGAUGAUUGUCAGUCAACAUCAUCACCUGAUUCAGUAUCCACUUCUUUGGUUUCGGCAAGAAUCAAACCGGACACAACAAUCAUUUCAGAUUUACUAACAUUAGUAAACUCGAUGCCCUUGCGCGACACCGGUCCUAAACUUUUGGUUAUACGUCUUUCUCAUGAUAUGAAAUGGGCAGCACAUAUUCGCGAAGUAUCAACAUCUUGUCGGAAAAUGCUUGGUGUUAUUGAUUAUAUCAUUUUACAAAAUUUACAAUCACUUGACUCCUCUGAAAUCUCAGGAUUAUCUUCCUAA
This is a messenger RNA of Didymodactylos carnosus, 3438 nucleotides long. The record is from the annotation of a GenBank genome assembly. Lineage: Eukaryota; Metazoa; Rotifera; Eurotatoria; Philodinida; Philodinidae.